AUGAACGCCCUCGUGUCUCUCCGACGGUGCCCUCUGUCCCACUCCCAUCGUCUUCCCGUGCUGGAUUUCCUCGCCCCGUCCACGCUCCGACGGACUGCCACCUGCCGGUCAUACCAUUCUACUACUCCGAAACGAUUCCUAUGGAACCAGAACUCGUCUGAACAGGCUACCCCCGAAUCGCCCAAACCGAAGUAUGUCCUCAGUCAGAAACAACGCGAAUUCCUCGACAGCGCGCUGCGAGUCAACCAAGCCGGCGAGCUAGCCGCGACACUGAUCUACACCGCGCAAACGCCCCAAGUAGUGCGCUCCCAUCCCCAUCUCCGACCCUUAAUGAAGCACAUGUACGACCAGGAGGCCGGGCACUUUACCACGUUCAACCAGAUGAUCGCAAAACACCGGGUGCGGCCGACGGCCAUGUAUCCGGUAUGGCAGGCGGCGGCGACGUUUCUGGGAUGGUCCACCGGUGCUUUGGGUCGGGAGGCGGCCAUGGCGUGCACGGAGGCUGUUGAGACGGAGAUCGGCUCGCAUUACAAUGAGCAGGUGCGGGAGAUUCUGUCGUGGCAGGCCGAGGCGGAGAGCCGCGGGGAAGAGCUGGAUGAUGAGCUGAAGGAGAUGGUGGAGACGUUCCGGAGGAUUCGAGAUGAGGAGCUGGAGCAUCUUGAUCAUGCGGUUGAGAAUGAUUCCAAGGAGGCGCAGCCGUAUGACCCGUUGGUGAAUGUCAUCCGGUUAGGGUGUCGGACUGCGAUCAAGAUCAGUGAGAAGAUCUGA
Messenger RNA from Aspergillus terreus NIH2624, 768 nucleotides. Its product is annotated as demethoxyubiquinone hydroxylase family protein. The transcript has a single exon. Bases 1 to 768 code for a protein of 255 amino acids. Gene Ontology annotation, molecular function: 3-demethoxyubiquinol 3-hydroxylase activity. Gene Ontology annotation, biological process: ubiquinone biosynthetic process. NCBI's taxonomy places the organism in Eukaryota, Fungi, Ascomycota, Eurotiomycetes, Eurotiales, Aspergillaceae. The record is from RefSeq and is a predicted model, not a curated record. Gene Ontology annotation, cellular component: mitochondrial inner membrane.